AACGACGUUCUUAUUUCGAUCGAUUUUGUCUUUACUCGUGUUCAUACAGCGGAUAAUUUUUGCAUGGGAAAUUCUUUACCGAUCAAAUGAAAACAAAUAUAAUUAUAAUAAUAUGACAUGUUCUCGCUGCAGAAGUGGUUGUCUCCGCGCGUGGAUUUCCAAUGUUCACACAAUCGCACUGGAACCUACGGCCCGACUACCGGCUGGACGACUGUUUUUGAAAAGUCUUCGUCGUCGCGAGUCCGUGAAAAGUCGGGUACCCAACACGAUUUCUCAGACAUGGACUUCCAGAGCGCCAUGGAGACGUUCGCCGAAGCGUGGGUGGUCGCCAGUGCCAAAGGCACGUUCACUUAUCCGCCGAUCAACGGAUUCCAGAAUCAAUCAAUGUCAUUGACGCCACACUUACAAGGAUCCACGUCGCCAGUCUCUAGUGCAAAUGACGGACCACUCGUUCCAGCAAAAUCAUUACCAGUCCAUUGUGUAGUGGAAUCGAUUAACCAUGUUUACCAAUGGAGUCAAAAACACUCACCAUCACUACAUCGAUCAAAAGGCCACGUAGAAUUGGACAGAUUCGUUAUCAUCCCAAAUAAUACUGCAUUUAGAGACUUGACAGAAACCGCGUUGGUACGUCUAGGAUAUUCUAAGGACACGGCAGCAGCCUCGAAAGGCUUGGUAGUGCUCAAAAACUGGUUACCAUUAGACCUAGACACAAUCGCCGAGGAUCCGGUACUAACAGUGAACGACGUUCUCGGAGAACUCACUACCUUAGCCACUCUGAGAAUACUUGUGUUCAGGGAAGCGAAGAACCGAUUCUCCGAUUUGAAAGAUAAACUGUUAAAACUGCUUUUGGUACAAAGCCAAACACAGUUAACAGCGUCGGGAUGUCCCCUGGACGAAGCGAUAAUAUUACAAAUGAUGAAAGUGGGACAAGCUUGUCCGGAUUUCCCAGAAGAUUUGUAUAAAAAAUUCGAACAAUGGUGGAUAAUGCAAUCGUCAAAUGUCGUUCCCAAAAUACAGCCAUCGGUAUUGCCGCAAUCAGUGAGAGACAUGUUUUAUCGUAACGGAUCGUCACCGAGGCAGUCUAAUAUGCAAGACAACCCCACUAAUUGUAUUGUUCCUAAAUCAGACCCCAAGACACACAGUCUCCAGACUGUUUCUCAAAAUCAGUUCCAAGGUCAAAAAACACGUAUGCGCACUAGCUUCGAUACAGAACUUGAACUUCCUAAAUUGCAAGCUUGGUUCGCUGAAAAUCCUCAUCCGAGUAGACAACAAAUACACCACUACGUGAGUGAAUUAAACAAUUUGGAAUCGCGAAAAGGUCGUAAGCCGUUAGACGUCAACAACGUCGUAUAUUGGUUUAAAAAUGCCAGGGCAGCACAAAAGAGAGCUGAAGUACGCGGCACAAAUUCAGGCGCUGCUGACAUGAACUCGGGAAACAAUGACGGCAACGCGAACGGUUACUGCAAGAGCAGCAGUCCCAGCGAGCACGGCGGCAAGUCGUACAGCGGCCAAGGGUCGGUGAGUGAAGCCGAAGUCGACGAUGACGAAGAGUUCGACGACAAUCGGGACGACGACGACGACUACGACACAAAACCGCCGAUGAGCCCGCCGGCGGAACAGCCGAUAUCGUUGACCACGCACGGGCGGUUUAGUAACGGCGAAACGCAGUCGCCAAGACCACAAUCGCGCAGCUCGCAACAGAGCCCCGAACACAAGGUGAUGGUCAUCAAGGAAGAGCCGCCAGAUAAGGAUAAGACAACGGUGACCACUGGACUGAACAAUAACGAUUAUGAGGACGAGGACGAUUUCGACGAGGACAUGAUAGAUGACGACGGGUCUGACGGUGGAGCCGAUGAUCGCGACGCUAUUGGGAGCAGCUGCAAACGAUUAUUACCUCAACAGCAGUCAGCGAUAUCGUGCACCACCAGCCCGGACGACUUAGUGGCAGCGGGACAUAACCGCCAGACGACACCACCACCUCCACCCCCGCCGUUAUUUCACCGAGCCGCUGAUCUUCACCAGCCAUUGAUCCGGCCCGGGUUCUCGAUGGUUCCAAACUCAAUGUUCGGCCACAGCUUCAUGUACAUGAGCCAAUGCUUGCCCGGAUUCAAUAUGGGCCGCCGUCCGCAAACAGGCACUCCACCCCCGCCUCAAUCGCAACAGUCUCAGGUGUCGUCAGCAGCCACCGCAGUGGGAUUGAAUCUAUCGGCGUUGGCCGAAGAACGCCGGAAACGGAACCGGACGUUUAUCGACCCAGUGAGCGAGGUACCACGGCUCGAGCAAUGGUUCGAGCACAACACGCACCCAUCGCACAGCCUGAUCGCCAAGUACACGGACGAGCUGAACCGGAUGCCAUACCGGCAGAAGUUCCCGCGACUCGAGUCAAAGAACGUUCAGUUUUGGUUCAAAAACCGCCGGGCCAAGUGCAAGCGGUUAAAGAUGUCCCUGUAUGACGCCAUGUCACCGAAAGAUCAAUUCUCCAUGCCCACGUAUCUCAAUCACGAUUAAUGCCGCAUCGUUCCGGCGUUGUUAUUCGAAAAGAUUUCAAGAAUGAACAAUAUUAUGAUAAUAUAAUAUUGUAAAUUAUACAAAUCAUACAAUAUAUUUAUACGAUUUAAAAAUAAUGUGUUAUAGGUACACCGCGACAGCUCGUGUACAAUUAUACUACUAUGACAUAAUUAUGUAUUAUUCGAGUAUUAUACCACUUGCAAAAAUGAAAAAAAAAAAAAAUAAUAAACUAAAUUAAUAUUUUUCGCGCUUGAAAAUAAAAAAUUAACUUUGAACAAAAAGAGUGAAUAUUUUACGUAGUUCUCUCCACGACCCUCGCUGUUUUCUUCGUGGUCGAACAUUUUUAUUGUUUAUUUUUUUAUUCGGUUUAGUCCCUUUAGUCGUGCUAGUCAAAAACGUUAUCCCUCCCACACACACACACACACACACACACACACAUACACACAUACACACAUAUACUUUAAGCAUUCGCUCGUUAUAAAUGUCGAAAAAUAUAGAGUUUUAACUUCGAUGUUAUUUUGUACUCGUAAUAGUCCUUCCGAGGAUUUAUUAAUAACUAGGCGCGUCAUCAAUUUUAUCCGAGCCAUUCGCGUUAAGCGCUUCGAGGAGAAGGAUUCGUUCCAGAGUACAAGUUCGCAUAAUAUUACACAGACGUAUAUGUAUAUCACAUCUAACGAUUUAUGACGAUAUACAGGUACUACACGUCUUGCAAUGUAUUAUAAUAUGCGUUUAUCGGCGCGCUCUUCGCUUCGGGUUAUCGCCGAGCUUAAACGUGACCGUUCGUCGACACAAUCCCGCUGUAAAUAUCGCGCACUCAUCAUAUGAUAAUUAUAUAUAUAUACGUAUAUUAUAUUAGUAUAAUCGUAAUAAUAAAGACCGCCCGCAUAUAUUAUUAUACUCGUUCUGUGACGCGUGUCACAUCACAUCGUAGUCCGUCAUCGUGCACUUAACCAAAACGAAAAGUCCGUAGUUGUACUGUAUAUUAUAUUAUAGACUAUAAUAUAGUACGUAUUAAUUUUGGUAAACGCGAGUUCGACCCGAGUGAUCUGUCGGCCCAACAGUGCGUUCCGGCACAGAAUACGAACGAUUUUGGUCGAUGGGUCAACGUCCUUUUAGGACCUGAGGUCAGGACACGUCCCGUCAUCUCCGCAACUCGGUCAUAUUAUGGUGGCCACUCGGGGAUGGCGGGACGUACGUUUCAAUGGAGUUUUCGACCACUCUUCCUCCAACGAGAGUGCACAGGUGCAAGUCGAAACGACUUUAUCACGUUUAUAAAUAUUAGAUAUUCAUAGGUAUAAUAAUGAUAAUGUAUAAUAGUAUGUCGUAGUCUUAUUUGUGAUAGCUGUUAAAUAUUUAUAUUUUUGUUUGAAUUUUAAAGCUUUUGAACACAUAAAUGAAAUAAUGCCAGAACAAUAAAAACAAUUUGUCUCGCCGGCGUUAAACACUGUGAAUUUCACCGCCGGUCGCGCAUUGUAUUGGUGGAAUAAAUAGUUAUAUAUACCAAUUAAAAAUUGUCCCUGAGCGAACACAAAUUUAUAUUUGCUUCUGAUAUCGUGGUCUAAGACGGUUUGAAUAAUAGCAUUUGUCGACAACUUCGCACUAUCGAUGAUUUUUUGCACCGUUGUUCGUGGAUGAUUCCUCUACCUUCCAGAACUGUCUAGUUCUCUGCCUCAUCACUGAGGCAGACGAUUAUUAAUGAUUUUCUUAUGAGGCCCAGUCCGUUUUGUUGAUAUUAGGUCUAUUACGUGUACAGUUAUAAUUAUAAUAUACGUAUAACAAGCAGUUAUAUAGAUAUCGCGGUUCUCUUCAUAUUAUUCUAACAUUAUCCAGAAGAUGGUGUUUUUUUAUUUGUUUUUUUUUCGAUUUGUUUUGUAACACCGACUCUUUAGAAACGACAGAAAGAAUAUUAUUAUCUGUAGAUCGGACCAAUAUGAUCUCUUGCUUAUGGUUUUUGUUGGUUUUUUUUUUAGUUUGUUGUUAAAUUUUUUAUAUUAUUAUUAUUUAUUAUUUUUUUUUUUUUGUUUUUAUUAUAUUAUAAUUUUUAACUACUCUUACGAAUCGCCUUUGCAGUAUACGCUUGACUAUUAUCAGCGCUAAACGUUUAAGGCCUUAGGAUAAAUCACUCAAAAUUUCAAUAGGCAAUGUUAAGUUAUCUACAUCAUCGAAACCAAAGAUUUAUGUUCUAUACUGUACGGUAUAUUUUAUUUGUUUGUUUUAUUAAUUUAUACUAUUUUAAAAGCGAUAAUGUACAAUAUUAUUAAACUGUAUUAUACAAUAUAUUAUCACAUUAUACGAUAAAGUGUUUUGAAUAGUUAUUUAGGGUUUUGUUGGUAAAAAUUAAGCGUUAUUAUUAUUAUUGAUUUUUUUUUUUGUAUUUUAUUUAUUAAUUAUUUGUACUUGUAUUUUAUUUUAUGAUUAUAAUCUAUUUUUUUUUUGUUCUACUAGUUUAGAAUGAUAAAAUAAUCUUACUAUUAUUAAUUUAUUUUAAAGUCAUAUGUAUGUAUUUCCAAAUACAUCGAAUGUAUUUUAACAA
Molecule: messenger RNA, 5041 nt
Organism: Aphis gossypii (cotton aphid)
Lineage: Eukaryota; Metazoa; Arthropoda; Insecta; Hemiptera; Aphididae
Gene: dve
Exons: 10
Coding region: 118-2508 (796 amino acids)
Biological process (GO): regulation of transcription by RNA polymerase II; chromatin remodeling
Molecular function (GO): RNA polymerase II cis-regulatory region sequence-specific DNA binding; DNA-binding transcription factor activity, RNA polymerase II-specific
Source: RefSeq, a predicted model, not a curated record